GUCGCGCUGCUGUGGCCACGGUCUUGGACGGGAUCCCUGGACGAAACAAAGCUGCAGCUCAGGAGCUUGCGGAGAUCCUUUGCCACUUAGGUAACAAGAGUGAGGCACUCGAGUGGGCCAAAUCCUUCCUUGCCACCCUGCCCGAACUCCCUUGUGCGCUUGUAGGUUGGGGUGGCUUGACCCCUGCACAGGAACAGGAGCUCCAGCGCCUUCUUGUUUCUAAGGGGGUGCCGCAGGAUGCUGUUGGUGCGCGGCUGCAAGCAGCAGUGGCGAAGCUGGGACCCGGUCCUUUGGCAGGGGCACUUUCCCAGAAAAACGUUUGGCAAGCCCUCAAAGCUGCAGCCUCAAGACCGGGCACCCCUUUCAAAUGGGUUCAACCUGAUGAACUACAGGCCCACAUUGAGCUCAAGGCACAGACAAAGUUUGGCACAGAAGUCAGGCAACCUCGCGCCAAGAAACAACGUGCCUCCCGCUCUUUAGCAGUUGCUCCGCUUCACAUCGACCCAACACAAUUGAUGCUGUCGCCCGGGAGCUUUGUCUCAAAGUCCGGGAGCCCACUUGGCCAGAUAUCUUUUGCUGAAGUGCAAGCGUGCGCGACCGGGAUUUGCUUCUGCACGAGCACCCAGGCCACGCCCUUCCUUGAAGCGGCAAAAAACUUGAGUGUAGAUGCACUGGCUUUGGUUACCACUUCCGAAAUUGAAGCACACUCCUAUGGCCUGGCCAAUGCCUCUCCGCUGCGCUUUCCCGCGUUGUACGCUCCCACACAGGAGGCAAUCCUUGUGACAGGUACUCUGAUCCAGCUUGGAGACGAGGAGGUACAGCUUUCAGUUGCAGAUAUUGCAGAAGUAGAGAAUCUGUCCACAGUCGUAUGCAGACUAAGUGUCUACAAGGACGAGUGCAAGCUCCCCUGGGAGCGGUUCACGGAA
Molecule: messenger RNA, 926 nt
Organism: Symbiodinium necroappetens
Lineage: Eukaryota; Dinophyceae; Suessiales; Symbiodiniaceae
Source: the annotation of a GenBank genome assembly